Phoenix dactylifera (date palm) is the source of this 714-nucleotide messenger RNA. The record is from RefSeq and is a predicted model, not a curated record. NCBI's taxonomy places the organism in Eukaryota, Viridiplantae, Streptophyta, Magnoliopsida, Arecales, Arecaceae.
AUGAAGGGGCGCUCGCACCGCCUGCCGCCGUCGGAGCCGCCGGACGACUGGGGCGACGGCUCCUGGACGGUGGAUUGCUCCUGCGGCGUGACCUUCGACGACGGGGAGGAGAUGGUCAGUUGCGACGAGUGCGGAGUCUGGGUCCACACCCGCUGCUCCCGCUUCACCAAGGGCGAGGCUUCGCCUGCCACAACUGCAAGGCCGCCGCCGCAGCGGCCAACAGGGGUCCCUGGCGGCGACCCGGGUCUCUUCCAGGGCCUCUCGUCGGUCUUCACCUCCGAGCUGUGGCGGUGCACCGGGUACGUUCCCAAGAAGUUUAAUUUCCGGUACAGGGAGUUUCCUUGCUGGGACGAGGAGGACGGCGAGAACCAGGCCAGCAGGGGGGCGGACGUGCUGUUCUCCCUGUCGAAGGAGAAGGAGGCUGUCCCUUGUGUACCCGUGAGGACUUUUGAGAGGAAAGUGUCUCCGGACAGGGUCAGGAAGGCAGAGGGAGAGAAAGCUUCAAGCGGUGGCGGCUGCUCGUUGAGUUCUGGGAAGAAGGAGAGGAGCAAGCUUCGCACUUUCGGGGCUUCUUCGGGUAAGAAGAGGAAGGAAGAGGCAGGGGAGGGGAAGGACCGGAGCGCAAAGAAGAAAUCUAGGAUUGAUGUCGACAAAGCUUUGGGUGAUAGUAAGAAGAGAGAAUUUGGUUUUGUUGUUUUUUGGGGUUUAAUGUAA